Messenger RNA from Aspergillus piperis CBS 112811, 869 nucleotides. RefSeq names its product mitochondrial import receptor subunit TOM7. Lineage: Eukaryota; Fungi; Ascomycota; Eurotiomycetes; Eurotiales; Aspergillaceae. Gene Ontology annotation, biological process: protein insertion into mitochondrial outer membrane; protein import into mitochondrial matrix. Gene Ontology annotation, cellular component: mitochondrial outer membrane; mitochondrial outer membrane translocase complex. The transcript is spliced from 5 exons. The record is from RefSeq and is a predicted model, not a curated record. Bases 355 to 516 code for a protein of 53 amino acids.
AUGAACAGGAACAGAAAGAUGGGGGAGGCGUUUGAAUCAGCUAGAAGAAGACUAACUACAAAUUGACAAGAAAGAAUUGGGUAGUGAGGAUAUGUUGAAAGGUCAAUGAAGGUACUGGGAGAACAAGGGCUGGAAGGAUGAUCGCUGGAGACUCGGACUCCAGGUUAUCGGCGGAGCUUUUACUGACCCAACUUUAGCCCCGGAAAACUUUGAGCUUCACCUCCCCCGUCUUUCCCGUCACUCCGUCACUCCGUCAACCCUUCCGCCUUUCCCACUCUCAAGUUCACGGACAUCAACAGCAGGGAAAUUCUCGUGUUUAUUAUCACAGCCUUCGUGCAAGUUUAAGCCGGCAAUAUGGUCCAGUUCUCCGAAGAAACCAAGGAGCGUAUCUCCAAGGUCAUUGACGCCUCCAGAGUUGCCAUUCACUAUGGAUACCUGCCGUUGAUUGUUUAUCUCGGAUACACUUACAGUGAACCCAAGCCUUCUCUGUUCAAGCUGUUCUCGCCGCUCGCCUAGAGGAAUGAGUUGCUUCAGAAUACGGAAACGAUGAAUGUCCAUCCACCAGACACAUGCAACGCCUGAAAUCUCCCUCUGCAGUUUAGACAGACAAAUAAGACUGCCUGUCGGAAUACUAGCGGAUUCUGAGAAACCUCUUUCAUCUCAACCCCUCGGGUCGAUGUUGACAACUGGAAGUCUACAUCGAUGCGCAUGUACUUUUAAACUACGAUCAGUUUUCAUGCUUUGUAUUGGUUAACGCGAAUGUUUUAAUUUCAUAUACAGGUCCAGGGCAGGACCGAGGAUACAUGCAAAGGGUUUCCGGAAGACUACAUUAAUAAAGACUUGCGUAAGCUCAACUGAUGCACUUUGAA